Molecule: messenger RNA, 1086 nt
Organism: Candida dubliniensis CD36
Lineage: Eukaryota; Fungi; Ascomycota; Pichiomycetes; Serinales; Debaryomycetaceae
Product: uroporphyrinogen decarboxylase
Exons: 2
Coding region: 1-1086 (361 amino acids)
Biological process (GO): heme biosynthetic process
Cellular component (GO): cytosol
Molecular function (GO): uroporphyrinogen decarboxylase activity
Source: RefSeq, a predicted model, not a curated record
AUGCCAGAAUUUGCACCAUUGAAGAAUGACUUGAUACUUAGAGCAGCUAAGGGUGAGAAAGUUGAAAGACCACCCAUCUGGAUCAUGAGACAAGCCGGCCGUUAUCUACCAGAGUAUCAUGAAGUUAAAGGUAAAAGAGAUUUUUUUGAAACUUGUCAGGAUGCAGAAAUUGCAUCAGCUAUCACAAUUCAACCAGUAGAUCAUUUUGAUGGGUUGAUAGAUGCAGCCAUCAUUUUCAGCGACAUUUUGGUCAUUCCUCAAGCAAUGGGAUUUGAAAUAAAUAUGAUUGAAGGGAAAGGUCCAGUCUUUGCUGCUCCAUUAAGAACACCAGAAGAUUUAUCAAGAAUAGAUUUGAAACCAGAUGUCAAGACCAAAUUGGCAUGGGCAUACAAGGCAAUCACAUUGACAAGAACCAAAUUGAAUGGCAGAGUACCACUUUUGGGAUUUGUUGGUGCACCUUGGACUUUAUUGGUUUACAUGACCGAGGGCCAAGGAUCCAAAAUGUUCAGAUUUGCUAAAGAGUGGAUUUUCAAGUACCCACAAGCCGCACACAAACUUUUACAAGCUACUUGUGAUGCCUGUAUUGAAUUCUUAGCUCAACAAAUUGUUGCCGGUGCUCAAAUGGUACAGAUUUUUGAAUCAUGGGCAGGUGAGUUAGGUCCAGAUGAUUUUAAUGAGUUUUCUUUACCGUACUUGAAGCAAAUUGCUGCUAAAUUGCCGCCCAGAUUGAAAGAAUUGGGUAUAGAGGAACACAUUCCAAUGACUGUUUUUGCCAAAGGAGCAUGGUACGCUUUAGAUAGUUUAUGUGAUUCUGGCUACGAUUGUGUGUCACUUGAUUGGCUCUACAAACCAGAAGAUGCCGUUGAAGUUGUUAAUGGAAGAAGAAUCACUUUACAAGGUAACUUAGACCCAGGUGUCAUGUAUGGAUCCGACGAAGUAAUCGCCAAGAAAGUUAAAACAAUGUUAGAAGGGUUUGGUAAACAAAAUUACAUUAUUAAUUUUGGACAUGGUACUCAUCCAUUUAUGGAUCCAAAAAAAAUCGAAUUCUUUUUGCAACAAUGUCAUAAAGUCGGUGAGUCAUUAUAA